AUGGUCAAGGACGGGUCCGUGAGGGGCCCCGAGUUGAUCGAGAUCUGCCGAAAGAAUGAUCUGGAAGAGCUGCACAACUGGCUCGUCAGGAAGAAGUACAAAAAGCACCGAACCCCGCUGAAUUUUCUAUUUAAUUCGAAUGGAGGGGAAAGUGGGCUGCUAACGAUCAGGGACCAGAAUAACGACUUGACGGCCUUGCAUACUGCAGCGAAGUUUGGAUACGAGGCAAUAUGCCGAACCCUAAUCGAACAUGAAGCCAAGCUUUGCACCUCCAAGGAUAAGCAGGGCUGCCUUCCGCUUCAUCUGGCAGUUUGGUAUGGUCAUGAAGCUGUAGUAAAUCUUCUCUGCGAAGCCAAUCGAAGUACUGUGGACUGCCGAAAUAAUGCCCAAGAAACCUCACUCCACCUAGCUGCCAAGCAAGGACAUCACAAUAUCGUCCAAGCGCUUAUUAAUAAUGGCGCCGAUCCAAAAGCCCAAAACGCCCGCUGCGAGACCCCGCUCGACAUGGCAGCCCGGAAUGGGCAUGGCUACGUCUGCAAAAUGCUGGUCGCCUUCUGCCCGGAUUUGGCUUUUCAGUCAGCCGUCGAAUGUUCAUCUACUGCUGAGAAUAGCCUAGCCGAGCCGAGGGUCGUGUACCCGAUUCAUAUGGCAGCCAUGCACUCGCAUGUGGACUGUAUUCGGAUGUUGAUUCUCGCCGGCUUCCAACUUGACUAUGUCACAAAAGAAGGAAGCGCGCUACACGUCGCAGCGAGAUAUGGUCAGAUUGCAGCAGUGGAAUACUUGAUUUCGGAAGGUAUCGAUCCCUUAAUAAAGGAUUCUUCUGGAAGGACGGUACUUGAAGCCCUUGAGCAUCUACAGGAAGAGCCAGUAGAACUGACACAGUUGAUACAAAGUCGAGAGCGGAUGGAGGAGUGCAAGAAGUUGAUCAAAACCUAUCUCCGCAGCCUUGGCGAACUGAAUACCUCUGAUGAUUCCGGGGUGGAUGGCUCGCCAAAGGAGAUCGUUUGGAGGAGACUGCCGAGCACUAGCCGAGCUUCCGAGGUGAAGCGCAAUGGCUAUAAGAUGCCCUCCCCCAGCCCACCUUACCGGUUUCCGGACCGACCGGAUCGGCCGGAUGACCUGGACCCAGGAGCCGACCCCAAAAUCGACGCAAAUCAGCUUCACGCUGGAGCGGCCGAGGGAGGGCUCAAUCCACUCGACUGGGAGUAUAGAACGGAAAAUUGGCCCUACGUCAAAGCCCCCAGCUGUGCCGAAAAUUGUGGCAAGAUGGCCGAGGCCUGCAGAUCGAGAUCGGGAGCG
Messenger RNA from Mesorhabditis spiculigera, 1299 nucleotides. NCBI's taxonomy places the organism in Eukaryota, Metazoa, Nematoda, Chromadorea, Rhabditida, Rhabditidae. The record is from the annotation of a GenBank genome assembly.